Molecule: messenger RNA, 222 nt
Organism: Ambispora leptoticha
Lineage: Eukaryota; Fungi; Glomeromycota; Glomeromycetes; Archaeosporales; Ambisporaceae
Source: the annotation of a GenBank genome assembly
AUGUUUCAUCUACCAAGACUGCACUUUUCUGUAUGGUUCACUUUGAAUCUUCAAGUUCUUACUUCUAGGAAAGAACUGUUAAAGAAUGAGGAAAUUAAAUUUAAACUCAAUCAUGGGCUUGAUUUAGAAACCAUUCCGUUCUAUCGGGAUUUAUAUGCAAAUUGGCAUAAUUCAGAUAUUAUAGAUUUGCUCCAUCUAGGUAAAGUGCUCAAAUAUCCGUAA